Messenger RNA from Jatropha curcas, 2407 nucleotides. RefSeq lists its product as uncharacterized. The record is from RefSeq and is a predicted model, not a curated record. NCBI's taxonomy places the organism in Eukaryota, Viridiplantae, Streptophyta, Magnoliopsida, Malpighiales, Euphorbiaceae. Gene Ontology annotation, molecular function: protein binding.
AAAUAGGGAGACGAAAGAAGCUGCCAUAGUAGGAUAGUAUUUACUCGUCUGUGACCGCAAACACGCUGUAGCUUGGCGGUUGUAUGCAUAGUUGGCUUUCCUGUGGUAUUUGCUCUUCAGUAUUCAGAUAACAUAUGCGCGUAUACAUUUUCAUUUUUACAGUGAAUUGUCUAUAUAUAUGCAUUUUUACAUUGAAUUGUCUAUUAUAGCGGUUCAACGUAGCCGUUUUGGAAGUAUUUUUACAGUGAAUUGUCUAUGUAUAUGCAUUUUUACAGUGAAUUGUCUAUUAUAGCAGUUCAACGUAGCCGUUUUGGAAAGUUUUCUGGCUAAACUUGAUGAUUUUGACGCGUCGAAAAAGACACUACCUAAUGCGUUGUCAUUGUGCCAAAUGUGUCGACAAUUUCAGGUCGUCGAACCAAACAGGAAGUUACUGGCGCUUGAAUCACCGUACAUUUGUCGAAUUGAUUGUUCCACGUAAUACUUACCAUAUCACCAAUAGGGUCACACAGCAUCUCAUUUUAAAUGCAGAAGAGUAGUCUUGAAUUUGCUGGUGUAGAAGUCUCUAAAUUUCUUUGUCUAUCAUUUUAGGUAAAAGAGCUGCAUAAUAGUGAGAAGGGACUGGAGGAUUUUGCCAGUUUUGGAAGAUAAUCCUAUUCUAAGUGGAGAAUUGUGUUUAUAGAAACAAAAAUGAGAAGGAAGGAAGCCAUAGCAGGAUCUAGAAGGAGUGCUCGAAUAUCUGCAUUGGAGGAGAAAGCGCGUGAGCUGGCUCUCCAAAGACGCGCAAAACAACUAGCUGCUUCUUCGUCACCGCCAUUACCAUUACCAGCUGCUAGAAAGAGAGGACGAAAGCGCAAAAGUCUUCAAUCAGUGGUAGUUAAUUCUGUUACUCCUCACAAGGAAGGAGAAGACCCAAAACACGAAGACAAUGCAACAAAAGCUGAAAUGGAAAAUUUGUCAUCUUCACAAGGGAUGCCAAAGAAAGAAACACUGGAGUUUAUCCUUGACGUACUGCAAAGGAGAGACACACAAGAGAUAUUUGCACAGCCAGUUGACCCCCAACAGGUAUGCAAUGUGGCUGACUAUUACAAUAUUAUCAAAGAGCCAAUGGAUUUUGGCACAAUGAGGGCUAAACUACAGGAAGGAAUGUACACAAGUUUUGAACAGUUUGAGCGAGAUGUGUUUCUGAUAUCCAGCAACGCAAUGAAGUUCAAUUCUUCAACUACUGUAUAUUAUACAGAAGCUCGAGCUAUAAGUGAAUUAGCUGAAAGGCUUUUUCGAUCUUUAAGAACUGAACCCGAGAGUUUUCAAUUGGAGUAUACGCGAACAAGAAGACGCUCUGGUAAAAAACCACAAGUGGAAGUUGCAACUGACGCUAAUAAACCUUCUGCUUCAAAACAUGGUCUUCCUCUUAAUCAUAAGAGAGUUAAUUACCAACCAUUCGCUUUCAAGCCUCGCAUUGGUCAAACCAAUAAUCAGUUUCUAUCGAGUAAGAAAUCACACCAAGGAAAUGGUAGGAGUUUAUUAAAUUCUUCAGAAAUUGAAAAGCGUAUGACAUAUCUGCCUCAGAAUUUCUUCCGCACUGAGAAUGACAAGAUCAUUUCAUCAGUUUAUAAUAUGCCAAAACAGCUUGCCCAUGCUCCUAUUGCAUGUGGCCAAUAUAGAGAGAGUCUAAUGCAAUUUGUUAAAGAUUUAGGACCAGCAGCACAAAUUGCUGCAAACAAGAAACUAGGAAAAUAUUUUCUUCAGAAUCCUUAUAGUAACCAAAUUUCUAACCCUUCUGGUUCCUAUAAAGGAAAGAUGGUUUGUACUAAUGGUGGAUUAGGAGAAGAUGCUAAUUAUAGUUCGUCCAAAGCAAAUUACAAUUCGGACCUUCUUAUGGCAAGUCUUAUGCAAAUUAGUGCUGUUCAAGAUAAAGCUAAUCAUACUCCAUCAGGAUCUUAUUACCCUCUCACAGGAUAUGAAAAUUUACCUGUUCCACCUCCUCCUCCUCCUCCUCUUCCUCCUCUUCCUCCUCCUUCUGUUAUGGUUUCGAGUUCUUUACUGUAUCCAAAUGGAGAGGCAGGACCCAGCAAUGCUGUUCCGGCUCCGGCUCCGGCUCCGGCUCCAGCUCCAUCGUGGGGCUCACCUUCUAUGUUGUUAAAGGGAUCAACUCAUCAAGAAAUGCCAUCAUUCAGGAGAAUGAAUUAUGUUCAAGGAGAGCCUAUUGAGGAGCUGUUUUGGAAUCCACAAGCGCAGCAAUUCAACUUCAUGAAUGGUAAGCUUCAGCCUGAUUUGAAUCUUCAGCUUUGAGUUUUACAGUCUAAAUUUUGUAUCCUGAAAAGGUUAAAGUGAUGAUGCUGCGACCUGAUGACUGCUUCCUUCUUUACUGUACCUGAUGUUAUUUUGGAUUUUUUUUUUUUUUUUUUUU